This is a messenger RNA of Lutzomyia longipalpis, 939 nucleotides long. RefSeq lists its product as uncharacterized. Lineage: Eukaryota; Metazoa; Arthropoda; Insecta; Diptera; Psychodidae. Bases 72 to 809 code for a protein of 245 amino acids. The transcript is spliced from 5 exons. Gene Ontology annotation, molecular function: N-acetyltransferase activity. The record is from RefSeq and is a predicted model, not a curated record.
CUUCUUGGAACUAUUUUCAUGUAAACAAACUGAAAGUUUACGAAAAGGAAAAGGGCAGAAUUUCCCACAAAAUGCGCCCUUUUGUGUUGAUUCGUGAAAUGAGGAAGCAGGAUGAGAUCGAGUGUGAGGAACUCGUGAAGAAUUACAUCCUCUCCGGGGCACGACAAGCUUUUGUGGAGACAAUUUUUAAAGAAAUUACCCUCCAAAUGAUUGUCCUCUGCUGGGCAAUUGCCUUCAUCUUCUUCGGCAUUCCACCACUAUACUGCCUCCUUACCGUACCGGGAGUCAUUGGGGCGCUCUGUCUCCUCGUUUAUGGGACAUUUUUCAACAAAGCAAUGGAAAUUUCUAAUAUGAAGCCCAGUCGUUGUUGGUUAGCUGAGCUGCACUAUCGCGGUAUAACGGAGCCGCACGACUUUGAUAUUUACUUCCAUGACCCACCUGAGGAGCAACAGGUGACCCAGAUGCGAAGAAAGAUUAUUGCAACGGUUAGCGUGAAGAAUCACAGAGAUUUGCACAGCUCUGCGUGGCUCUUCCGCUUUGGUUUCACCAAGAAAGCAUCCAUUCCACGUCUGGGAGAGGCUCUAAUUGCUCAUGUCUUGGAUUUCUGCAAGGAAAAUCGCUUCUCAACCAUUGAAGGCGUCACCCGGGAAUGCGAUGAGGAUCUGAGGGAUGUUUACACGAAGUUGGGGUUCCUGAUGAAGCAAAUCUACCACAAGCAGAUCAUUGGGAAUAGUUUGAGGAUUAUGAAGGCCCAGUUUGGGAUGGAUCUGGAGAAAUGGAAGGGAUAUGAGAAUUAUCCCACAGACUGACCCCCGGAAUCAACGUUUUUGAUACUCGAAAUAUAAUUUCCAGAACUUCCAGUAUCUUUUAAUUGCUGAGAAAUCAAUAAUUUUGAUAUUUUAUUUGAAAAGAAAUAAAUUUUUCUACAAUUUUUCCUCA